ACGUUACGUAUCGAACUGAGUGCUGAAAUGUAUAAAGCUGGAAUAGCAGACAACAUCGAGGCCUAUGUCUUAUUUGCAUUAGCAGAAAUUAUAUGGGCGUCCCUGGACAGGACAUCGCUUGGCUUCACACUAGCAUCCUUUGUCGGCAUUGGGUGUCCAUUAGCUGAAAUACCUGUAAUGAAGUUCUUCCACCUUUGGUAUUAUCCACAAGCAAAUAUUAAGAUAUUUGGUCAGGGAUUAGUCACUUGGACCAUCACUUGCGACUUCGUGUAUACACCAUUCCUCAUCAGUUUGGCACGUUGGCUCAGAUCAGGUAUAACGGCUGCUGAUAAGUCUGCCUAA
This is a messenger RNA of Jatropha curcas, 342 nucleotides long. RefSeq names its product insulin-induced protein. Lineage: Eukaryota; Viridiplantae; Streptophyta; Magnoliopsida; Malpighiales; Euphorbiaceae. The record is from RefSeq and is a predicted model, not a curated record.